This is a messenger RNA of Fukomys damarensis (Damara mole-rat), 1686 nucleotides long. It is a transcript of the gene Ybx3, whose product is annotated as Y-box binding protein 3. Gene Ontology annotation, molecular function: nucleic acid binding. Gene Ontology annotation, biological process: regulation of gene expression. The record is from RefSeq and is a predicted model, not a curated record. NCBI's taxonomy places the organism in Eukaryota, Metazoa, Chordata, Mammalia, Rodentia, Bathyergidae. The transcript has 10 exons. Gene Ontology annotation, cellular component: nucleus. Bases 160 to 1176 code for a protein of 338 amino acids.
CUGGACGAGAAGUUGCUGGCGCGCGGCCCGGGCGCCCGGCCUGUGCCGCGCGUUCCUCUGGACGCGCUCUUCGUUACUUCGGUGGUGCCGAGAGGCGCGGGAAUCCGGGGCUUUCUCGUGGAGCGGCACCCCAGGCCCUUCCACCUUUCCGCUUCCCUAAUGCGGCCGGGCUCACGCCUGCUCUCACGUCUGCCUCCCGGGGGCUGGGGUACAGGUGUGCGCCGCUCCCCUAUCUGUGGAGUGAGGAGCUCCGUGCAGGUCUCCCUUGAUCCUGCCGUAAAGAAAGUAGACGUCAUCGUGAAAGAUGAGAGAAUAGAGGAAGCCACCAAAGUCCUUGGUACCGUUAAAUGGUUCAACGUCAGAAAUGGAUAUGGAUUUAUAAAUCGAAAUGACACCAAAGAAGAUGUAUUUGUCCAUCAGACUGCCAUCAAGAAGAAUAACCCCCGGAAAUACCUGCGCAGCGUUGGAGAUGGAGAAACUGUGGAGUUUGAUGUGGUCGAAGGAGAAAAGGGUGCAGAAGCGGCCAAUGUAACUGGGCCUGACGGAGUCCCCGUGGAAGGGAGUCGCUAUGCUGCCGAUCGCCGCCGUUACCGCCGGGGCUACUAUGGCCGGCGCCGGGGACCGCCCCGCACUUAUGCUGGGGAGGAGGAGGAGGCAGGGAGCGGCAGCAGUGAAGGAUUCGAGCCCCCCGCGGCUGACGGGCAGUUCUCGGGGGCCCCGGGCCAACUGUGUCACCCCCAGUUUCACCCUCGGUACCGGCAGCGGCGCUUCCCGCCCUACCACGUGGGACAGAGCUUUGACCGCCGCCCCCGGCUCUUUCCCCAGCCCAGCAGAAUGCAGGCUGGUGAGAUCGGGGAGCUGAAGGACGGAGUGCCCCAGGGAGCUCAGCUUGAGGGCCCGGUGCAUCGGAACCCGACCUCCCGCCCACGGUACCGCAGAGGGCCUCCUCGCCCGAGACCCACAGCACCUAUGGGAGAGGCUGAGGACAAAGAGAACCAACAAGCGGCCAGUGGUCCAAACCAGGCCACUGCUCACCGUGGCUACCGCCGUCCCUACAACUACCGGCGUCGCCCACGCCCUCCGAAUGCUCCUUUGCAAGAUGGCAAAGAGACCAAGGCAGGUGAAGCACCAGCCGAGAACCCGGCUCCGGCCGCCCAGCAGAGCAGUGCUGAGUGACACCAGCUCCCCAGGCCCCUUCACCACCAGCAGGGUGAUCCAAAGAAUAACCAUUCAAAAAUAAAGCAAACCUUACCAACACCAAAGAAACAUCUAAGCAAUAAAGUGGAUGACUCAGUAAGAUUUGGACAUUGGAAUGUUUACCAUUAUUCUUUGAGAAACUAACAACUUCAAGAGGAAGAUGUCUGAAGAUAUUUCUAGCCAGCUGCAAGCCCAGCAAUGCCAGCACAAGACAUAGGAGAGCAUCCCCCCAGUUUCAGCUACCACUAGGUUUAUAUUUUUUCCAGGUUUUUACUGUUUUGGUAAUUGAAAGAAGAAAUAUACUACAUGGGAAAGUUCCCCAACCAAAGAAAUCUGGAAUUGUUAUGUAGUAAAUGCUUUUUUUUUUUUUUUUUUUCCUUUUUCAUUUUGGAUGCUGGUGCUAAACUUCUAAGUGUCAUGAUUAAAAAAAAAAGUUUGCCCUUAUUUAUUUUUAGAAUGGGGGGAGGACAACAUUUUUGCUUUCUUUUG